Molecule: messenger RNA, 1839 nt
Organism: Xyrauchen texanus (razorback sucker)
Lineage: Eukaryota; Metazoa; Chordata; Actinopteri; Cypriniformes; Catostomidae
Product: protein-tyrosine kinase 6-like
Exons: 8
Coding region: 45-1577 (510 amino acids)
Biological process (GO): cell differentiation; protein phosphorylation; innate immune response
Cellular component (GO): extrinsic component of cytoplasmic side of plasma membrane
Molecular function (GO): non-membrane spanning protein tyrosine kinase activity; ATP binding; signaling receptor binding
Source: RefSeq, a predicted model, not a curated record
UCUACAUCAGAGCUGAGCGCCGAGCACGCGGUCAAUCUCAUCACAUGGGGGAAUGUUUGAGGACAACUUGCCCAUGUCUUCAGACAGUAUGGGACAGAAUAUACGGAACCUCAAGGAACGACGGAGAAAAAGGUGACAGUGGCCGUAUCGACGAUGGUCCGAGUAGAGUUAACAGAGAUACUGCCAUUCGUUACGCGGAGCCACGAAACGCAAUCCAACCACCUCAGAAAACUGACAAUGCUAUUUAUACGGCUCUGUGGGACUUUGAGGCACGCGACGUCGAGGAGGUGUCGUUCAAAGCUGGUGAUAUGUUCCAAAUUGUGAAACGUUCCAACGAAUGGUGGACCGCGAGGAAAAUAGACUCAAAUGGCUGUGUUCUCGCGACCGGUUUUGUUCCGUACAAUUACCUGGCGAGCGACAAGUCCAUAGAGUCUCAACCGUGGUUUUUUGGGAAAAUGGGCCGUGUUGAGGCUUUGAGUCACCUCAUGUCCUCAAAAAAUUAUGAUGGAUCCUUCCUUGUGCGAAUCAGUGAGUCUGACAACAUGGGCCAUGUACUCUCAGUGAAGACACAGAACAAAGCAAAGCACUUCAAGAUCUACCAGGCCAGUGAUGGAUUCUAUAUUGAUCUGUCUCUUAAAUUCUCCAGCGUAUUACAGGUGGUAGAAUACUAUCAAAUGUAUCCACUGGCCUCUUUGGGCAGAUUGAAGCGACCCUGCUUUCGGAAAAAGCCUCAGCCACAGGAUUUGUCACACUCCACGGCUGAUGAGUGGGAGCUGCCUAAAGACGAAUUUACCCUUGAAGAGAAGCUCGGCAGUGGCUUCUUUGCUGAUGUUUACCGUGGCAAGUGGAAAAAUCGCAUCAACGUGGCCAUCAAAAUCCUCAAGAACAACGAUUGUCUUGAGCAGAAAGAAUUUCAGAUGGAGGUGCAGAUUAUGAAGCGAUUGCGUCACAGGCACCUGAUUGCUCUCUUUGCCAUCUGCACUUCUUCCACCCCAUAUUACAUCAUUACUGAACUCAUGGAGAAAGGCAACCUGCUCAACUUCCUAAGAAGUUCAGAGGGUGGGGCAUUGGACCAGGUGUCUUUGAUGGAUAUGGCAGCUCAAGUUGCGGAUGGGAUGGCAUAUCUAGAGGCUAAUAACAGUAUUCAUAGAGACCUUGCUGCAAGAAAUGUUCUAGUUGGAGAGGGAUAUACCUGUAAAGUGGCUGACUUUGGCUUAGCUCGAAUCAUUAAGGAGCCUUUUUAUAUAUCUGAUGAGAGGAAAAUACCAUAUAAGUGGACCGCACCUGAAGCUAUCAGUCAUGGCUGUUUCUCAAAUAAAUCUGAUGUCUGGUCAUUUGGGAUUCUCCUGUAUGAAAUUCUCACCUACGGAGGAAUACCUUAUCCAGGUUUGUCAUCAAAUGAGGUAUUCAUUCAUAUCACGGAACACCACUAUAGAAUGCCUGCCCCAUCCAAAUGUCCACAGGUCAUUUAUGAUAUCAUGCUAUCUUGCUGGAGUGCACAGACAGAAGACCGUCCAACUUUUAAGGACCUGAAGCAAAACCUUGAAGUAAUAAGCCACUACAAUGAAUUGGACUGAUUCUGCUGGUUGAUUUUCAGACAUUGUGAAUGGACCACUUCAGGAUAACUUGGAACAAAGACCAUGGAACUAUUCCUAAAUAUAUAUCAAAGAAUCAUCUUUGAUAAGUAGAUUUAUAUGUGUAAGAGAUGCUUUUUAAACAGUAUUGAAGGUGUGUCCAUCUAUGUUGGGCACUUAUUAGCUGAUUUUCUUAAUUAUUUGGUCCAAUUCAUCUAUUUUUUUUUUUAAAUAAAAUAUUAGUUUUGUAAUAAAAUAAUAUGUU